CAUGAUCAUCCCCACUGCGCUGCCCUACCAUCGCGUCGCACUCGUCGUGACGAUCAGCUACGACUUACGCUUGGCUUUACUCUUUACAGCCCAACGUACUUCUCAUAUCAGUUCAUUGCCUGAACGCUUCCCGCAAUCCCAGCCCUCGAGUCUCAGCCCGAGUCCCCGCGAACCACGGCGCACAGACCACCUCACCCAGCGCCAAGUUUACCCCACGUCAACCCUUUUUAUCCAUCAGAAAUCAUCUGCAUUAUUGUCGUCAUGGCUAGCAAGAAAGUCGAAUUCUCGCCCGCUAUACCGAUUCCCCUCGUUUUUGAUGUCCAGAAGCGUAUUCAAGAACUGCACGACUAUCUCGAUCCAAAACAUCCUUGGCACCAUCCUGAACAAAAUGUCAACAUCGAAGCUCUAAUUAAGCUUUACGAGGAGAAGAAGAUCGAUGGUAUCCAGGAAGUCUGGGUAAUGGAAGGCAAAGUUGUAACUAAAGAAGAAGCGGACAAUCGUCCUCGUUCGGUUUGGGUUUGGCGUGAAGGACUUCGUUAUCAGUAUGCUCAAAAGCAUGCUUACGGUCACGGGCCAUUUGGACCUAACUUCCACGAACUUCGUAUGUUCCUCAGGCUAAUGCCACAUCGAGGAGGUGACGGAACGGUCCAUGGAAUAAUAGCCAUGAACGACACUGGCUCGGACAUGCUAUCGCUUUUCUAUUCAGACCUACAACAUCUUGGGAAUAUACAAGGGUACGAUAACUGGCAAGGCGCUACUGGGAUACUCUGUGCAAAUGGCACAAUAAACCAGUACCCAACGAUUGUGGUAGAAGUUCAGCUAGUGAGAGACGAUAAUACACCAUGGUCAGACUGGUUCCCAGAACUCGCAAUAGUCCAGCCUGAUAGUCCAGGUCUACCAAGGCUUUCGGGUUAUGGAAUUAGGAACGCUUUGUAUCUAGGUACUGGUCCAGGUAACCAUUCCCUGGCCGUCGCUUCAACCAAGGGUGGGCUUGCGUCGUUACUCUAAACUUACAUAGGCUGUUAUAACCCAAAAUUUGAGCAGACAUGUAGCUAAUCCGAUCCCCUCUAAACCAAAGUGGUAGAGAGCCGCAUUUAAACCCUUAAUUCUCCCAAAAUCUUAGCCAAAGGAUGGGCUUAAUAGGGCAAUCAAAGGCUGUGACAGGUUUAUAGGCGACAGGUCUAUCGCCGACACAUUUAUACAGACGCCGAUGUUUUGUAGUAGGGC
Molecule: messenger RNA, 1227 nt
Organism: Amorphotheca resinae ATCC 22711
Lineage: Eukaryota; Fungi; Ascomycota; Leotiomycetes; Helotiales; Amorphothecaceae
Exons: 3
Coding region: 262-1008 (248 amino acids)
Source: RefSeq, a predicted model, not a curated record